UAAUCUAAAACUGGUUUGUGCGGCCCUCUGAGGUGACUCGUCGAUUGUUUUGCAGCCGAUUGAACUGACUGCUCGUCUCAGAAAGCACGGCCGCCAUGUCCACUCACAGACACACGCACAUGCACAUGCCUGCCUCCGUAGUUUACCCGUAUCAGUAUGGUCUCAGCAGCUCCUCUCUCGAACUCACACAAUACAGACAGACAGACAGACAGAACAGUCAUGCAAUUCACCGUCACGCAAGACAACACACCAUGCCAAACCGCCCACCGACCCCAAAACAGCGUAGCAACCCAACCCAACCCCCCUGCCGCAAACACCUUACACAAACCCAGCAAUGGCUAGAACCAACCAACCGACAACCCGAUCUAUCAGUCGAGCACCAUCAGGCCCUCUCCACCCUCCUCACCUCGGUCACCCUCUCCCACCGCUUCAGCAGCAGCAGGAGGGCCGCCACCAUCCCCCGCCGUCACCAGCUCAAAGUACCGCCUAAAGUCCACGCGAAGAGAGGGGUCGCUGUCCGGCACCGUUUCCUCACCGAGCCAGAAAGUCGACCCAAUGUGAUAGACCCGCUGAUAGUGGGCGUGCGGCGAGUCGGCAUAGUCGUCAAACAUCCACUCGGCCGCCGACCCACUCUGCGAGCGGGGGGUGGCGGCCGUGUGUGUGUGGCUGGGCGAGUGGCCUGGAGAGAGGGCGGGGGUGGCGGGGAGGGGCAAUGAAUCUGUUUGCUGCUGAUGGUGAAGCUGCUGAGGCGGCUGAGAUGAAGCCGCAGAGCCACUAGCGUCUUGCUGUAGCUGCUGUUGCUGAGAUGAUGAAUCCAAUCCGAUUUCCCGAGCCUUGCCGAUCCUGUCGCCCGCAGAGCCCUGCCGAGCGCCAGAGGGAGACUCCCGAUCAUGCUCGUCUUCGCUCUCGUCGUCGAGAUCGAUCACCACUGGCUCAUGCUGCUCACGUUGGUGAGACUGCUGAGCCCGAUGCUGAGUAGAAUCAAUCCUUCUUCUCUUGCUGUCUUGCAGAGACGAGUCAGCUGCUGCUGCUGCUGCUGCAGUCGGUGCUGCACCAGCACCACCAGCACCACUACCCAAAGCACCAUCAGCCGAGGCCUCCCCACCGAUCUCCCUCUUUCUCUCCUGCCCAGCAUCUGGCUUGGAAGCAGGAGCCGCCCUGGCAGCCAGGCUCGCUACCACUCUCGCGCGGAGCUGCUUGAGCUUCUCGGCUGGGUCGGCUGCAGUCGGCUGGUUGGCCAUAGAGGACGUGCCGACGCCAUCCGUCGUCGGAGGGGCCUGCCUCGGAGAGAUAUCCAUGGGUGCAGGUGCGUGGCCGGGUUGCUGCGCUUCGAGAGGAGGGGCGGCCUUCUUGCUCGGCGUCGACGGGCCGGUCAUCGCAACGUCGGGCCGGUCGUCGCCCCUCACUCCUUCCCUCUCCAUUGGCGGCGGCGGCGGCGGCGGCGGCGGCUGCAUCUCCUCGUUGACCGCCUGCCCGACCCCUGGGGCUGGCUCAGCAGCUACCUCUGCAGCAGGCGAUGCUGAGUCCCCCUGGAAGCGAGCAAACAUCUUGGCAUAACCAGAGAGCGCGGGUGACACAGCAGCGCCUUGGCCGUUCGGAUGAGUGUCUCGGGCAGGGAAGGGCGGGGGAGGAGCUGCCACAGCGGGACCAGGAGUAGGAGUGGGAGUGGGAGAAGGGGUAGCAGGCGGCUGCUGCUCGCUGGCCACUGCUGGAGCUGCUGCUGGCGCUGCUGCUGGAGCUGCCUUCUUGGCAUUCCGUGGCGACAGCUGCACCACCCGCUUCGGCUUAGCCGACUCCUUGGCCGUGCCAGCAGGGGCAGCCUUGCCAUCCUUCGCAGCAGCGGGCGGUGCCUUGGCCUUCUUGGGUGAGGCUUUCUUCUUGAGGGCCGGCGGCGGUUUGAGUCGUGGUGUCGGGGGUGGCUUCAGACGAGAGAAGGGAGGGGAGGAGGGAGGCGUGCCACGACCACGAUCACGACCACGGCCACUGCCGCUGUCCUUUGCUGACGGGCGAGGCCUCAACGUCACCACACGCCCGGACGGCGUCUCCAGGGGUGCUCCGCUCCCAGGGGAGAAAUCUUCAGCUGAUACACAGAGAGAGAGAGAGAGAGAGUCCAGCCACACACAAGUCAUCCGUCCUCCCGUCACAUGUCCUCAUUCCUGUCUGCAUACAUACCUGCAUGGUGUGGCGAGUAUGCUUCGGGCGGCAUCAUGGGCUGGAUGGGGAAGGGCGGAAGCAUGUUGCCGUCCAUCCCUAGCUCACGGCCCGGCCCCGGCCCAUAAUGCCGCCCUUCAUUGCCGUUGGCCAUGUCAUCUCGAUAGACGUGCCGCACGGGUGGGGGCGGGAUGACCGGCGCACGACCCGGCGACAGCACCACGCGUCGGUGUGGCGGCAUAGCCAUGUCGAAGUCGCCUUGUGGCCGCAGGAUGACCUCGCGAGGCACCGAUGGAUGCAUGCUGGGCGGCGGUCCAUGAAGCAGAGGUGGUAGUUCAGGGGGUGUCAGAGGGGGGAAGCCGUGCAGCAGAGGUGGGGGGCUCCGGCGCUUGGGUGGGCCGGGGUGGCGACUGCCAGUGGGGGGCGGGGGCUGGGGGGUGGAGAGCAUUGGGGGCCGGUAGGUGUCGAGGGCGCAUGGCUUGGUGGGGGCCUGGUCGCGCCGACAGAGGUAGAGAUGCACCAGGGGGACGUCCUCGCGACGCAGAUUUGGGUUGUCUAUCAGGGGAAAGAGGGAGAGGGGGGAAGAAGCACACAUACAGGCAGGCAGAUACAUACAUGCCAUGCCUGACAGCUCUCUGUGCUGUGCACCGACGUCCCUCCCCGCUCUCCUCUCCCUCCGCGAUUGUUUGGCUGGCUGGCUGGGCCCGGUGGGCUAUGUGUGUGUGUGUCUGUGUAAGUAUGUUAUGUGCUGUAUGUGUCCGCCCCCCUUGCCCUGUGGGAUCAUGCGGCACGAGCGGACGUCGCACUGGGGCCGUCCCCUCUCCGCCUCGCAGUACUUGAUGUCAUGUCGGUCGCAGUAGUCCAGAAGCUCCUCGGCAUGCACCUGGUUCCGCGCAACGCGGAACCACACCGGCCGCAGGUCGCGCGCAUCCACCUCCCCAGGCACCAAACGACACCUGCACGUGUGAAUGGAAUGUGUCCACUCGUGGCGCGGUUGGUGCUUGUGCGCGAUGGGCGCUUGUGUGAGUGUGUGUGUGCGAACCGGACCAUGGGUAGAUGACGAGAGGGUGGUCUCGUAUAGAGUAGAGGACGUCCAGUACGCCGACCUCUGUGAUGUUGUUGCCGGUCAAGUGGAUCUCGCAGAAGGGCUCCUUGAAGCGCCAGAUCGUCUCGGCCAGAUGCCGCAUGCCUGACAGACAGACAGCACACAAGAAGACGGCACUCCGCAAAGCAGGCACACAAGCACAGCACAGUCAGGCUCUCAUGGUCUCUCUUCCUUCACACACGUACACGCGUCGGUGAGGAGGUUCUUGUACGCCUUAAAUAUUACGAUUCUAACAUCCAGUCGGAACCUGUCAAGCGCGUCCUACACCACACACACACACACAACUGUCUGCCGAGAGUCCGGCAGGCACCGUCUCCCCCCCCUCCGUCCAUCAUGGCUCACGAGGAAGCGCUUCAGGUCGUUGUCGUUGAGGUCGUUGUCGGACAGGUCGAUGACGAGCUCCAUGGGGCGGCCCUGCCCGCUGCAGGCCUCCACCUGAGCACCUAUCGCACCCAUGCCUGUCACACACAUGCACAACGUGCGCUCAGGUACACAUGACGAGGGUCUGGACCAUGCCUACUGACAUAGGUUGAUCCACUUAGACCGCCUUCUGAGGUUCUGGCCCUGGACCUUCAGGUUCCAUGCGCCGUCCAGAUAGUACCACGUCUCGGAGGUGAGCAGAUGCUGAUGCUUGGGAGGCAUCGUUGGUAUGCCACAAACUAGAGUAAGGCGAGCUGAAAAAAUG
Messenger RNA from Vitrella brassicaformis, 3941 nucleotides. The record is from the annotation of a GenBank genome assembly. NCBI's taxonomy places the organism in Eukaryota, Vitrellaceae.